GCCAUUGCCAUAUCACUGUGAAUAAAAUAUAACGUUUCGUCUUUCACGAUUUCUGUCUGGCAAAGACAAGACAUGGCAGAGAGUAGCAUUGCAGGUUCAGACAGGAUGCCUCCUCUGACGGACCUCAAAUUGAACGAGAUAGGGGAGGCUCUGGGGGUCAACGAGAAUGUGAUGACGCUUGGACUACAUCUAGGUUUCCCACGACCCAAGAUGGAAAUGUUUCUUGCCACUAAUCGAGCUGAUGGCAAUGUGUCUCCUAAAGGCACCAAGAAUAUGCUAUUUGCAUGGAGGAACACGACUCCCAGCGCGAAACAGGUCGCAGAGCUUCGUGAUGCAUUGGUGAAAGCCGAUUUGAGACUCGUUGCCGAUGAACACCUGUGAUUUCAAGUGAAACUUUUAGAGGACGAGACAGGUUGAUGUCUCUGGAAUGUAAACUGGGUUUUGAUCAUUCGAAGGUACCGAGUUUUGGUUUAAGCCUAUGUUUAAAACAGAUAGCCUGGCGCCUCUCAGACACUAACAGAAUAUUACAACAUGAGUCGAUUUCUUCAGAGUUAUGAUUCUAUUUGAAUAUUUGAAGGAACCGUUUGUUCGGUUAUAUCUAUAACUGAUGGCAUGGUCAGUAUUUCAAAAGGCACCGAAAUUAUAUGUGCAUGCAGGAACAGGACUCCCGGGUCGAAUCAGGCUCAGAAUCCAGGAUGCGUGUCCAGGAUCUCCGGGCAGCAUUACUAAAGAACAUCUACAUGGAUUUCAGUUAGUUAAGACCACGAAAACUUCUUUAGCUGCCUGUAAAAAC
Strongylocentrotus purpuratus (purple sea urchin) is the source of this 793-nucleotide messenger RNA. RefSeq lists its product as uncharacterized. The transcript is spliced from 2 exons. Gene Ontology annotation, biological process: signal transduction. NCBI's taxonomy places the organism in Eukaryota, Metazoa, Echinodermata, Echinoidea, Camarodonta, Strongylocentrotidae. Gene Ontology annotation, molecular function: protein binding. The record is from RefSeq and is a predicted model, not a curated record. The coding region runs from base 73 to 381 and encodes 102 amino acids.